CUCUGGUCUCCUAUCCGCAAUUCACCCUUCUCCUUCAGUCCUUCAUCGUCCAACCAGUUGAAUAUGGCGGAAAAAAGUAAACAUGUGAGUGGACAAACCUCGGGAAUCUCUAAUUCUGUACUGAAUGAAAGGAUCCUGUCCUCUAUGUCUCACAAAUCUGUAGCUGCUCACCCAUGGCAUGACUUAGAAAUUGGUCCAGGUGCACCAGCGGUGUUUAAUUGUGUUGUUGAGAUAGGAAAGGGUGGGAAAGUUAAGUAUGAACUUGAUAAAAACAGUGGCCUUAUCAAAGUGGAUAGAGUUCUUUACUCAUCUGUGGUUUAUCCACAUAACUAUGGGUUUAUUCCGAGGACAAUCUGUGAAGAUGGUGAUCCAAUGGAUGUCCUCGUACUUAUGCAGGAGCCUGUUCUACCUAGUACCUUUCUUCGUGCUCGUGCAAUUGGAUUAAUGCCUAUGAUCGAUCAGGAUGAAAGGGAUGACAAGAUAAUAGCAGUGUGUGCUGAUGAUCCUGAGUUUCGUCAUUAUAAUGACCUUAAAGAACUUCCUCCACACCGUCUUGCUGAAAUCCGCCGGUUUUUUGAGGACUACAAGAAGAAUGAGAACAAAUCUGUGGCAGUGGAAGACUUCUUGCCUGCAGAAGCUGCUGUUGAUGCUAUUAAAUACUCCAUGGAUUUGUACGCUUCUUACAUUGUGGAGAGCUUGAGGCAAUGAUCCAAUUGCAGGUCAGGUUGAGGUUUUGCACCUUUAGGGCAAUCCCUGGGCAGAACAACUGUCUGAACUUAUGUUGUGGUAAAAAGAAAUACCGUGGUAUAUAGAACUUCUGGUACAAAGGCCAAAACAUUGCUUUAAUCAAGCAGGUCCGAGUUAUGUUGAGGACCACCUUUUGGCUAACAUAGCCUCCCGUGGGGACCAACAAGAGGUGGGCGUCCCUAGAGAGAGAACGCUAGAAAUAAUCUGUGGUUCCAUACAUUAUUUUAGCAGCUGUUGCUGUUAGUUAACUCUUCUUAAUAUGGAGUACAUGUUUACAAAAAAUCAAGAAAGAGUCCUCGUUUAAAUAAGAUUAUUUUGAAAAUUAAUUGUCAAAAGUAAAAAGCAAAAUUUAUAAAUAUGAUCAACCUUGUUAAAUCAAAUUCAUGCAAGUGUGAUUAGUGACUAAUAAAGCUAUCGUGUUCCACUAUUAAUUAAUAUGAAUAUAAGUUAUACGAAGUAUAUUGGUCUACUAUGGCCUUUUUACGUUCACCUUAUCGAAGUUAUUAAGCUGUAUUCAAUAAUAUGACUUGUGCUUUUUGCAGACGAGGUGAGUAUUUGAUUUAAAGAAAUUACGGAAUAAUACCUUUAAUUGUAUUGCGUUUCUUUGUUAUUACUCCGUAUUACAUAUCUUACUAUUUGAUUCUUGUAACGAUCAUUACACAAAAAGGUGAUUGUGCAAAAAUGUUUUUUUUGUUUUUUUGUGUGUUCCCAGAUAUGCAAAACCAGGGAUAAAAUCUUAUCUACCAUAGUUAAAACUUAAAACCUUGUUUAUGGCGACUUUGGUGAUUGGUGACAUAAAACCUGUAAACAUUGAUUAUACAACAGUAGUAUUUUUUUUGUAAUUAGAACUUAAGAUUUAAUACGUUUUAUUUCAUGAAAGAUAAUACAAGCAAAAUCUGUAAUGUACUCCGUGAGAUUUUUAACGGUUCAGUAUGUUCUCGUUUUAAGGAUGGAACAAUUCGGUACCAUGUUGUUUCGGAAUGCUACAAAAUAGUUCGGUACAUUGUCAAACACGCUAAAACAUUUGGACAAAUUUUAUAAUUAGUAGAUAUCAUCACACCUAGCCAUGGAAGUGAUGGAACCAGGCUGGUUCGGGUCGGUCUCAGGUUCGGUCAGUCCUGAUUUUAAAUAAUUGAAGCUCAUUACUGACCUGGUUUGGCCCGGUUCCGGUUCAAGUCCAAAUAGUACCGGUCCCGGGUCGGGCCUGAGUUGAUACCCUUUAAUUGUUUUUUUUAAAGUAGCGGUUGGGACCGUCUCGUCCGGUCCCAAAAAUUUAAGCUCGAAUCUCGACCCUCUUUUACCACGGUUCCGGUACCGAAAAACCGGCCCUGGGCCGGUACUGUUAGUACCGGUCUUGAGCCGUUAGUAACAGUAUCGGUUCCGGGUUAGAUCACAGGGCCCAUUCCAUCCCUAAUCACACCGGUCAAUUCACAUGAAAUGUUUAUAAAAAACAACAUAGUGCAUAUUAAAUACUAGUAAAGAUUCAAGAGGCUGACUUUUUUGUAUUUAAAUUCACAAAUAAUCAAAUCGUGCAGCACAACAAAACAAAAAUAUAGCAAAAUAAUGAUACAUCAGAUAAAUACCAUCUUUAUUUAAUUCAUGUGAAAAUGAAAAAAAGAAUAUCAUCA
Messenger RNA from Cuscuta epithymum, 2375 nucleotides. NCBI's taxonomy places the organism in Eukaryota, Viridiplantae, Streptophyta, Magnoliopsida, Solanales, Convolvulaceae. The record is from the annotation of a GenBank genome assembly.